Molecule: messenger RNA, 688 nt
Organism: Anopheles gambiae (African malaria mosquito)
Lineage: Eukaryota; Metazoa; Arthropoda; Insecta; Diptera; Culicidae
Product: mannose-binding protein
Exons: 2
Coding region: 29-463 (144 amino acids)
Molecular function (GO): signaling receptor activity
Source: RefSeq, a predicted model, not a curated record
GGUGUUACUGAAGCCAUCGUUUAAUAAAAUGUUGUUCAAAACAUUGUGCCUGCUGUUGUGUUUGGCGUUAUUCGAUAUUCAAGUUAAUGGAUUCAAACACUAUGUAGCUUACAAACGGAAGAUUAAGUUCUUCUCCGCUUGGCAACAGUGUCGUCUUUACAACGGUCAUUUGGCUUCAAUUGAGACACCCGAGGAAAAUGCGCAGGUCGCACGAGCGAUCAAGGCCGUAGGAGAUAUUACCGACGAUUGGUACAUUGGGGGUACCGAUAUAGGUUUUGAAGGUAGAUUUGUUUGGAUCGGUUUAAACAAAAUAGCAUCAUACUUAAACUUUAAUCCCGGUGAGCCCAAUAACAAUAAAAACGAAGACUGCCUCAUCAUGAAAGGAUCGAAGGCAGGUGAAAAAUGGAGCGACGUAUCUUGCGAGUACGAGGCAGAAGGAUUCGUUUGUGCGUUUAUUUUAUAGGGAUAACAUUAACCAUGAAAUAUUAUUUUAACACAUCAUUCUACAUAAGCAAAAAUAAAUACAACCAAACAGGGGUGAUUUCACAAAUAAAAAAGCUCACGAAAAUCAGUAGAGACUCAUUUAUUACAAACUUUUUUUCAAAUCUGUCCUUAAAAUCUGUUACAAUUAAAUACAGAAUAAUCAUUUAACACUUUGAGUACCAUGGCCAUCAUAUAUGAUAGCCAG